This is a messenger RNA of Aspergillus calidoustus, 771 nucleotides long. NCBI's taxonomy places the organism in Eukaryota, Fungi, Ascomycota, Eurotiomycetes, Eurotiales, Aspergillaceae. The record is from the annotation of a GenBank genome assembly.
AUGACUCAAUUCCGCCCCUGCAUCGACCUCCACUCGGGACAAGUCAAGCAGAUCGUUGGAGGUACAUUAAGUAAUGUCGAAUCAGACCUGAAGACAAACUAUGUAUCAAAGCUCCCGGCAAGCCACUACGCAGCACUGUACCAGAAGCAUAAUCUCCGAGGCGGUCAUGUUGUCAUGCUAGGUCCGGGCAAUGAUGAUGCGGCAAAGGAAUCCCUAAGAACGUGGCCCCAGGGUCUGCAGGUUGCUGGUGGAAUUACGGAUAAGAAUGCGCAGUACUGGAUCGAGCAGGGAGCUGAGAAGGUCAUCAUCACAUCAUUUCUCUUCCCAGAGGGCAAGUUCUCUCUUGAACGACUUCAGUCCGUCCUAUCUGCUCUAGGCGGUGACAAAUCAAAGCUAGUACUCGAUCUCAGCUGUCGACGGAAAGACAACACAUGGUUUGUGGCCAUGAACCGGUGGCAGACGAUCACGGAGAUGGAAGUAAACCAAGAAUCAAUAUCCCUCCUCGAACCAUACUGCUCCGAGUUCCUCAUCCAUGCGGCGGACGUGGAAGGGUUACAACAGGGAGUUGACGAGGAACUGGUCUCGAAACUCUCGCAGUGGUGCUCAAUACCAGUUACGUAUGCGGGCGGGGCCCGGAGUCUCCAGGAUCUGGAGAAGGUUCACGUUAGCAGUCAUGGAAAGGUUGAUUUGACGAUUGGGAGUGCGCUGGAUAUAUUUGGGGGAUCUGGUGUCACUUUCGAGGAGUGUAUCCAGUGGAACAAGGAUCAUUGA